Messenger RNA from Mus caroli (Ryukyu mouse), 1955 nucleotides. RefSeq names its product annexin A9 (gene Anxa9). NCBI's taxonomy places the organism in Eukaryota, Metazoa, Chordata, Mammalia, Rodentia, Muridae. Gene Ontology annotation, cellular component: nucleus; vesicle membrane; plasma membrane. The record is from RefSeq and is a predicted model, not a curated record. Gene Ontology annotation, molecular function: calcium ion binding; phosphatidylserine binding; calcium-dependent phospholipid binding.
CAGGGAGGUGUUUGUUUGCUUGUAGACCCUGUACAGCCUGGUCCUCUCCCACGUCUGGGAGGGGCCAGAGUUGGAGACAACAGCUGGGCUGGUCUGCAAGAGAGAGGUCAUCUGACUGGCUGCUCAGCCUAGGCUGUCCACUCCUCCUCUUUUCUGCCCGGCUACUCCGGAGCUGAUGCCUUCACAGUCAAGACGCCGAGCCAUAACACCCAUCUUAUUUUCAGCACCUUUCCGGGAAGCCAGCUGCACCAUGUCUGUGAGCUGUGGACCACUGGGAACAUCUCUGACUCAGGAGAUCCUCAGCUCCCUGGGUCUUGCUGACAAGACCACAGCCUGGGGGACCCUGGGGACCCUCAGGACGUUCUUGAGCUUCAGUGCGGACAAGGAUGUACAAAGACUGCUGAAGGCUAUUGCAGGCCAAGGUGUGGACUAUGAUACCAUUGUGGAUGUACUGACCAAUCGGAGCAGAGAGCAAAGACAGCUCAUUUCUCGAGCCUUUCAAGAGCGCACCAAACAGGAUCUAUUGAAGUCCUUGCAGGCAGCGCUCUCUGGCAACCUUGAGAAAAUCGUGGUGGCUCUCCUUCAGCCUGCAGCCCAAUUUGAUGCCCAGGAACUGAGGACAGCCUUGAAGACCUCUGGUUCUGCUGAGGAUGUGGCCUUGGAAAUCCUGGCCACCCGAGCAGCGCCCCGACUGCAGGCGUGCCUGGCAGUGUAUAAGCACGACUUCCAGGUGGAGGCUGAGGAAGAUAUCAGGACCGAGACCAAUGGUAUCCUGCAGGACCUGCUUCUGGCCCUGAGCAAGGGGGACCGUGAGAGCUAUUCUGGAAUCAUUGAUUACAACUUGGAAGAACAAGAUGUCCAGGCACUUCAGCAGGCUGGAGAAUCCGGUACAGCAGGGCAAUGGGUCCUGCUCCUUACACAACGCAGUCCUGAACACCUCAUCCGAGUGUUUGAUCAGUACCGGAGAUGCACUGGCCAGGAACUGGAGGAUGCUAUCCGGAACUGUUUCCAUGGAGAUGCCCAGCUGGCUCUGAUCAGCCUAGCUUCCAUGUUGAGAAACACAGCGCUGUACUUUGCUAACAAACUCCACCAAGCCCUUCAGGAAACUGAGCCUAAUUUCCAAGUGCUGAUGCGAGUCCUUAUCUCCCGAAGCGAGAGUGACCUUCUAAGCAUUCGGGCUGAGUUCAAGAAGAAAUUUGGGAAGUCUCUCUAUUCUUCUCUCCAGGAUGCAGUCAGAGGGGAUUGUCGUUCAGCACUACUGGCCCUGUGUAGAGCUGAAGAUAUCUGAGACCUUUCUGACCCACCCUGACGAGACAGUCGAAACCUCUGAGAUUCCCAUAUUUGGUUGAACCCCAAGGAACACCAUGCACCCUGGCCUCCUCUUGAGGCUGGACCUCUGAGUUUCUUUGGAUUUCCCUCUUCGCAGACUGGCAUCUUCCAGCUCCAUUCUAGAGAGGAGUAAUGGGUGUUCUCUGACAGUCUCUGCCCUGCUCAAUCCCUCCUAAGGCCAGAACAUCUCCCUGGGAGUCAAAUGUUUUGGCAGUUCACCUGUCUUUUUGUUUCCUGGUUAAAGUCUGGGUGGAGGAGGCCAUGGAGUUAAGGUGCCUUUGAAGUAUGCUCAGCCAUUUAACAGGAACCCUGUUUUUACCCCAGUACUGCACUUAACAGUUACCAACACACCCCACUCCUGGGUCUCCUCCCCAGGAAAUCUCAGGUAAUUAAGAACAGUAAAAAGAAAGAGCGAAGAGGCAGCAUUCGGGCUCCCUCUGCUGGCUCUGUGAGAAAUGACAGGCAACCUGCCGCCUCCCUGGCUCCUCCCCUGUUCACAUUCCUCAACCAGGUCAAAUAUUUAACUCCACGGCUCCAGGGUAGGAAAGCAAAUCUCAGGAAAGAAGUUUUAUUUCCAAACCUCUAGGAAGGCAUUAAAAAUAAUAAAGAUAGAAACUCAAACCAAA